Messenger RNA from Lathyrus sativus (Indian pea), 1311 nucleotides. NCBI's taxonomy places the organism in Eukaryota, Viridiplantae, Streptophyta, Magnoliopsida, Fabales, Fabaceae. The record is from the annotation of a GenBank genome assembly.
AUGGAAGAAGAAUUAUACCAUCACUCUCACACAUCAGAGGCACCUUCUUCUUGUUCUAACCAUGAAGAUAUUCAACACAAGCAUAGCAACCAACAAGAACAAGUCAACAUUUCAAACACAAAGUCAUUUAUGAUUUUAAUGUGGGGCAAUGUUUGGUCUUGCAUUGUUGUUCUUGUGCUAUUUUGGCUCAUUGAAUCUGUUACUCUUGUUUUUGUUGGUGUUCGAGGAUCUAAUUUACAAUUAGGUCCUUACUCGUCACAUUUGAUCGAAAUCAACUCAAUGUUAGUACAAUCUAUCGAGGUGCAACAAAACAAUAAGCCAAAACCUGGUAUGAUGCUUUAUGGAUUUGAUGUUGCUCCUCCACUAGAUGUCAAAAUAAAUUGGAUUGAGAUGUAUGAUGUAUCUAUACCACCAAGAUCUCAAAAGGAAUGGAUAUUCUACCUGAAUAAAGACUCUCAUUUAGAUGUUUUUGUUAGUGUUAAGUCUGUAGCAACACCUCUAAUCUUUGUAAUUGCUAAAGGUAGAGAAAGCAUAGAUGAGUGGAAAGAUGAUCCAUUAUCCUCUGAUGCAACAAUGUAUUGGAAUGAUAUACAUGGAAGCAGUAAUGUUACACAGAAAAUAUCAGAAUCAUCUACUUAUUAUGUGGCUAUUGGCAAUAUGAACCAUCAAAAUGUUAAGGUACAAUUGAGUUUCAAUGUGAAUGCACUUCUCUAUGAUACAACCAACUCUUAUAAAAGAUGUUCUCUGGAUAACAAUUCAUGUACAAUAAGGACAGCUCUUUCUGCAAACAUAGCACUAUUAACCACUCCAGGUCCUAGAGAGGGUGUAACUAAUCAAGAAUGUUUUGAUGUGAAUGUGUCUUAUGAACCAAGAUGGAUGAUAUAUUUUAUAGGAACAGGUGUGAUGGCUGUCAUAAUCAUAUGUGUAUUGGAAUUUUACCAAUUGAUCCAAACAAACAAUGAAGAAAAUGCAAGGUUUCGAUUCCAACAAGUGGAAGUGAUUUCGGAAAGAGCUCCAUUAUUGUCUAGAAAAGAAAGUGAUGUUACAAGUUUGAGUUCAUCUUAUGAUUCUUUCUCAAGUGAUGAUGAGAAUUUCAGUGAAGGAAAAUCAAUAUUAGAAGGGGAAACCAGCAAUAAUGAUCUUAGGUGUUUGUGUGUUAUCUGUUUUGAUGCAAGAAGGGAUUGCUUUUUUCUCCCAUGUGGCCAUUUUGCAACUUGCUAUGCUUGUGGAAUAAGAAUUGCUGCAGAAACUUGCACUUGUCCCAUUUGCAGAAGGAAAAUGAAGAAAUUAAGAAAAAUUUAUAUUGUGUAA